Messenger RNA from Aspergillus steynii IBT 23096, 1778 nucleotides. Its product is annotated as SNG1 family protein. The transcript has 2 exons. Gene Ontology annotation, cellular component: membrane. Lineage: Eukaryota; Fungi; Ascomycota; Eurotiomycetes; Eurotiales; Aspergillaceae. Bases 220 to 1659 code for a protein of 479 amino acids. The record is from RefSeq and is a predicted model, not a curated record.
GAAGCCGUAAAGAGACAAUUCUCCGAUCAGACUCUGACGGCAUUCUUUCUUUUCCCAUUUGUUUGACUAAUUACGCCAUGCCCUCGUGAAAGUCCCCAUCCGUGGAUUUCUAUUAAAGACUUCGGCUGCCCUGAGUUCUCGUCCCUGGCGUUACACCGUUUCACUCUCACUUCCGGUUCGCUGCCGAUCCUCGAAGCUUAAAGCUUAAUCGCCAUCACGAUGAGCGACACCAGCGAGAAAACACAAGUAGGCGCCGCCGAGGAGGGCAAGAAGAUCGAUGCGCCGCCCGCCUCGGUCUCGUUCUUUGAUCCUGCCCUGAAAAGCGUCCGACGAACGGUGGCUCUCCAAUGGGCUCGCAUGGUGCUUAUACUAUGUGUUUUCGUCAUCUGCGUCCUGUCGCUGUUCUGGUCGUCGCAAUUCAAAGUCCAGCAACACCUCCCGAAUCUCCCCGUCUGGGUCGUCGACUUCGAUGGCCAGCUUGACCCCUACCAGAACCAGGACCAGGAUCCGAUCGUGGGACCCGCCGUGACCGACAUGGUGUCCUCCAUGCUCAACUCCGACAGCCAGACCGUGGGCUUCGCCGUCAAAUCGCCCGCCGACUUCGACUACGACCCGAUGGCCGUGCGACAGGGCGUCUACGACGAACACGCCUACGCCGCCGUGAUCGUGAACGCCAACGCCUCCGCCCUCCUGCGCUCCGCCGUCUCCAACGGAAACGCCUCCUACGACCCGACAGGCGCCGCCCAAUUCGUCAUCAUCAGCGCCCGCGACGAAAACACAUACAUGGCCUACAUUACGCCGGCCCUCGAUGCCCUGGAACGAGCCGUGCUGGCAGACUUCGGCCCCCGCUGGGUGCAGACCGUCGCUGGCGAGUCGCGUAACAUCUCCCGCGUCCCGCAAGCCAUCAACCCAGCCAUCGGCUUCACCACCAUCGAUCUCCGCCCGUUCGCCCCCGCCGUCGCAACCCCCGCCGUCACCAUCGGCCUCAUCUACCUGAUCAUCAUCGCCUUCUUCAACUUCCCCUUCCUCAUGCCCGUCCACAUGCAAUUCAUCAAGGGGAACCACCCGCCCCUCAAAACCGGUCAGUGGCUCGCCUGGCGCAUCCUCUCCAACAUCGCCGCCUACUUCUUCCUCUCGCUCUUCUACUCCCUCGUCUCGCUGGCCUUCCAGAUCCCCUUCUCCAACGACCCGGCCCCGGACACCGUCUCCGCCGCAAACCCCAACGCCUAUGGCCACGGCUCCUUCGUCGUCUUCUGGAUGCUCAACUGGGUCGGCAUGACGGCCCUCGGCUUCCCCUGCGAGAACAUGGCCAUGGUCCUCGGAUUCCCCUGGAGCUCCAUGUUCCUCAUCUUCUGGGUCAUCACGAACGUCGCCACGGGGUUCUACCCGCUCGAUCUGGAGCCGGGGUUCUUCCGCUGGGGCUACGCCUGGCCGCUGCAUCGGAGUAUGUCCCUGUUCCCUUCCCCUCUACCCCCUCGUGCAAUAAAUGCUAACAAUGGAAAACAAACAGUCGUCGAAGCUCUCCGCACCAUCCUCUUCGGCAAACACUCGCGCAUCGGCCUCGACUUCGGCAUCCUCUUCACCUGGAUCGCCAUCUCCAUCGCCUUCUACCCGUUCGCGGCAUUCAUCAUGCGCUGGAAGAUGAAGCGCGGGUGGUAAUCCCCUCGUGUCGUCUUUUCUUCCAUUUCAUCCGCAUAUACGUCUAAACGCAUACAUAUACAUAUACAUAUACCCCUCCAUUUAUUGGAAAUGAUUUGAAUAUAUACCCGACGCGAUAG